AUGUCAAUUUUUUCUCUCCCCCCCCCUAUCCGCCGUUCUAAUUUAAUCUCUCUCUCUCCCUCUCUCUCUCUCUCUCUCUUUUUCUCUCUCCCUAUUUCUCUCCUCUUUCUUUCUCUCUCUCCCUCCUCUCUCACCUUCUCUUUCUCCCUCUUUCUCCUUCUCUUUAUCUUUCUCUCCCCUCCCUCUCUUCCUCUACCUCUCACCCGCUUUCUCCCUACCUCCCUCCGUCUCUCUCUUUCACUCUCGCCCCUUCUCUCUUUCUCUCUUCCUCCCUCUCUCUCUCUUUCUCUCCCCUCUCUUUCUCUCCUCCUCUCUUUAUCUCCCUCCCUCCCUCUCUCUUUUCUCUCUCCCUCUCUCUUUCUCUCCUCUCUCUUUCUCUCCUUUUCCCUCACUUUCUUCUCUGUUUCUCUUUCUCUCUCUCUUUUUCUCCACUUCUCUCCCCCUCUCUUCUCUCUCCUCUCUCACCUUCUCUUUCUCCCUCUCUCUCCCCCUCUUUAUCCUUCUCUCUCCCUCCCUCACUUCCUCUACAUCUCUCUCACCCUCUUUCUCCCUCCCUCCGUCUCUCUCUUUCACUCUCUCCCCCUCUCUCUUUCUCUCUUCCACCCUCUCUCUCUUUCUCUCCCUCUAUCUUUCUCUCCUUCUCUCUUUAUCUCCCUACCUCACUCACUCUCUUUCUCUCUCCCUCUCUCUUUCUCUCCUUCUUUCUUUAUCUCUCCCUCACUUUCCUCUCUGUUUCUCUUUCUCUCUCUCCUCUCUCUUUCUCUCCACUUCUCUCCCCUCUCUUCUCUCUCUCCCUCCUCUCUCACCUUCUCUUUCUCCCUCUCUCUCCCUAUCUUUAUCCUUCUCUCUCCCUCGCUCACUUCCUCUACAUCUAUCUCACCCUCUUUCUCCCUCCCUCCCACCGUCUCUCUCUUUCACUCUCUACCCCUCUCUCUUUCUUUCUCCCUUCCUCUCUUUCUCUCUCUCACUCUCUUUCUUUCUCUCUCCCUCUCUCUUUCUCUCCUUCUCUCUUUAUCUCACUCCCUCCCUCACUCACUCACUCACUCACUCACUCAUUCUCUCUUUCUCUCCUUCUCUCUCCCUCUCUUUCCUCUCUGUUUCUCUUUCUCUCUCUCUCCUCUCUCUCUUUCUCUUCCCUUCACUCUCCCUCUCUUUCUCUGUAUCUCUCCCCCUCUUUCUCCCUUCCUCUAUCUUUCUCUCCCCUCUCUCUCUCUCUCUCUCGUUAUUUUUUGCCAGGUCCUCUCUAAGCUAGUAUACGGCGUCGAGACGUGA
Messenger RNA from Acanthosepion pharaonis, 1272 nucleotides. Lineage: Eukaryota; Metazoa; Mollusca; Cephalopoda; Sepiida; Sepiidae. The record is from the annotation of a GenBank genome assembly.